AAAGCCGCGAUGGCGGUCAUGGGUUGAGGAGGCCUGAUCGUGGGUAAGGACUGGUCUCUGAGAAACAGGAGGAGGACGACGGCGGGAGCGGCAGUCUUCAUCAUCCGGAGAGAGGAGAAAAAAAAACCUAGGAGUGAAGUACAAGGAGAGCGAUGACUGGGAAUCAAAUCAGGAAAGUCCGCAUUUGGCCUCUGCUGUUACUGUUGCUGCUGCUGAUCCUGGUGUCAGGGCCAAAGCCCGUUUCAGGGGAUAUACAAGAAAUUGACAAUGAAUCACUGGACUCAAAGUCAAGUGAACAGAAUGAAGAUCAUCCAAAUGAAGCCCGUGUAGUUGCUGGGCAGAUUAUAGAUUCCAAAGAAGAUAUCUGGGAAGGUAAAGAUGAGGAACCCCAGCAUUCUACUUCUGAUGAAGAAAGUCCAACCGCUGACAAUAUGGAAGAAGUUAUAAAAGAUCAAACUGCAAUUGGUGGCACUGCUGAUGGUGAGCCCUGCAUAUUUCCAUUCCUGUUUUUGGAUCAGGAAUACUUUAGCUGUACUACUGAUGGGCGAGAUGAUGACCGAUUCUGGUGUGCAACAACAUACAACUAUAAUCAGGACCACAAGUGGGGAUUUUGUGAAACUGAUGAAGAAGCCAAUCAAAGAAAACUUGCACAGGAAGCAGAGAGACUUUAUCACUCCGGGAUAAAAAUGAUUAACAGUACAAAUAAGAAGAGCCAAAAAAAAGAAGGGUAUAAAGUACUUGUCAAAGCAGCUGAUAUGGGAAAUACCAAGGCCAUGGAGAAAGUGGGCUAUGCCAUGCUGUUGGGUGACUACCUGAAGUUGAACAUUGGUGAAGCUAAGAAUUACUUUGAGACACUUGCACAGCAGGGUUCUCCAAAAGGUCAAACAGCUCUUGGAUUCCUUUAUGCAUCUGGAGUUGGUGUCCACUCAAGUCAAGCUAAGGCAUUGGUAUUUUACACUUUUGGAGCACUUGGAGGAAAUUUGUUGGCACACAUGAUUUUGGGUUAUAGAUACUGGGCUGGCAUUGGAGUCCCCCAGAGCUGUGAAUCUGCAUUAACUCAUUACAAGCUCGUGGCAAGUUAUGUUGCCAAUGAUAUCUCUUUGACUGGUGGUAAUGUUGUUCAGAGAAUUCGUCUUCUCGAUGAAGCUGAAAACUCUGGUGUUGGCAGUGGAAUGCUGGAAGAUGAUUUAAUUCAAUAUUAUCAGUUUUUGGCUGAAAAGGGAGAUGUCCAAGCUCAGGUUGGACUUGGUCAAUUGCAUUUGCAUGGCGGACGAGGCGUGGAACAGAAUUUUCAGAGAGCCUUUGAUUAUUUUAACCAAGCAGCAGCAACUGGGAAUUCCCAAGCAAUGGCCUUCCUUGGAAAGAUGUACUCCGAGGGUAGUAAUGUUGUGCCUCAGAACAAUGACACUGCUUUUCAUUACUUCAAGAAGUCUGCAGAUAUGGGUAAUCCAGUCGGACAAAGUGGUCUUGGAAUGGCUUAUUUAUAUGGAAAAGGCGUCCCAGUGAAUCAUGAUUUGGCUCUGAAGUACUUUCAGAAAGCUGCUGAACAGGGCUGGGUGGAUGGACAGCUACAGUUGGGCUCCAUGUAUUACAAUGGUGUAGGUGUGAAAAGAGAUUACAAACAAGCCUUGAAGUACUUUAAUCUCGCCUCACAAGGUGGACACAUACUGGCUUUUUAUAACUUGGCUCAGAUGCAUGCAGUUGGGAGUGGUGUGAUUCGAUCGUGUCAUACAGCUGUUGAGCUGUUCAAAAAUGUCUGUGAGCGUGGUCGCUGGUCAGAGCGGCUAAUGUCUGCAUACAACAGCUACAAGGAAGGUGACACAGACUCUGCAUUAGUUCAGUACCUGUUAUUGGCUGAACAAGGCUAUGAGGUGGCCCAGAGCAAUGCUGCAUUCAUUCUGGAUCAAAAGGAAGCUAAAAUCUUUGGUGAGAAUGAAACUUAUCCACGAGCAUUGUUACAUUGGAAUAGAGCAGCAGCACAAGGUUAUACGGUUGCAAGGAUCAAACUGGGCGAUUAUCAUUUCUAUGGUUACGGCACAGACAUCGACUAUGAAACUGCCGUAAUUCAUUAUAGACUCGCCUCUGAACAGCAGCAUAGUGCCCAGGCCAUGUUUAACCUGGGCUACAUGCAUGAGAAGGGUUUAGGCAUUAAACAGGAUAUCUACCUUGCAAAGCGAUUUUAUGAUAUGGCUGCAGAGACUAGUCCUGAUGCUCAAGUCCCUGUCUUCCUUGCACUUUGUAAAUUAGGCAUGAUGUACUCAUUAGACUACUUGAGUGAAACCAAGUUCCGGGAGAUGUGGAUGCAGAUUGACUUGGACGUGCUGCUGGGCCCUGAGUGGGACCUUUAUCUCAUGACCGUACUUGCUCUGCUAUUGGGGACUGUGAUUGCUUACAGGCAAAGACAGCAACAGCCUGAUCUCCGGGCACCAGGACCCCAGCAGCCAGAACCUCAACGUGAGCAGCAAUAGCAAAGGUGCAGCUAGCUUAGGUGUCUUCUUUCUUGCCACAUCCAUCAAACCCCACCCCCAUACCCUCUAAACAAUUUGUUUAUGCAGCAAGAAAAGGUUGGACUAUUGACUUGUAUGAAGUGCACAUUUUCUUAAUAAAAUAGCCUAUUUUCAGGCUUGCCGAGUUUUUAAGCUAUUUUGAUCAGCAUCGGAGGAAUAGUUUUAUAUGAAGUUUAAAAAGCUUUGGUCCUUUGAACUUAAAAAAGAAACACUGAUUUACUUGGCAUUUUCCGGAAGUUUAUGUAUUAAAUUUGUUUGUUUAGAGCAUAAAGCCGGAUUUAUUUUUCAUUAGAAGUUAUGAGACCUAACAAAUCCUGCUGAAUCCCAGGUGAAAGUUAUUCUAAAUGUGCCACUACAUAGUAUGUUAAUGCAGUUACAUGAAACUUUACAGCUAAUUGCCAAUAGGUCUUAUACCAGUACUUCAGCUCUUCUGUGAAGAACAUGUACUUAUUUUUUCCUUUUUGUUGCAUAUGUCAACCAAAAAAUCAUUCAUUUGAAUACCACUGCUCUCAACAACCAUAUGUCCUCAUGGAGCUUUACUGGUAUGUUUGCAGGAAGGGUUUUUUAAUUUGGCUGACUUAAUUUGAUUGAGGAGAAUUGAUAAAUGCAAUAAUGCAUUAAAAUAUAUUUGAGAUCAGAUCUGGGUGCAUUUACCUAAUUAGAAAGAAAAUUAAUUUAAAACCGGGUUUUCUAUAGAAGCUUCAGUUUCCAUUAAUGAGAAUCUUUUUUUUUCUAUUGAGUUGUCAAUUUUACAUCUGAGUUUGAAUUUAUUUUUUGCAAAGUGACGAUCCAAACAGCCUGAAACUAGCAUGGAUUUUUGAGUGAACUAUUUCAUUGCAAUCUGACAUUGUGGGAACAACUUGUUUAUAUUAAAAAAAAAAUUAAAUGUGCAGAAUUGAAAAAGCCUGCAGUCAGUUUGGCCUUUGGCCUUGGACAAAAUUAAUCACAUUAAUGCAAAAGCGAAAUACUGCAGCAGCUGGAAAUCUGAAAUAAAAACAACAAAUGCUCAAAAUACUCAUCAGGUCCGGCAGCAUAUUUGGAGGGGAUCAGAGUUGAAUGCUUCUGGUUGACUUCAUCUCAAACUGAAGUAUUGAUGCUGUUAUUUUCUGUCCACAGAUGUUGCUUGACCUACUAGGUAUUUCCAGCAUUAUUGUAUUACACUUCUGUUUGCAAUAGACUUUCUUGAAGCCUGUCUACCUAAAGGGCCAGCACUGGUGUUUAAUUAUGGAUUUGAGUGAUUGAUUAGUAAUGGCAAUACAGAUUUACAACUGGACUCAUGCCUUUUGCUAUGAAGAGAUCUGUUAAGACACAGAUGUGUGGGGUGGGGGGGUUGGAAGCAGUAGGAGAGGGUUGAGGAGUUUAGGCAGCCUACUAUAACAUUGUCCAGUUGAUGUAAAAAAGAACACAACACUGAUAGACCUAAUAAAGAAUGAUUUGUCCCCCUCCUCCCACCUUUUAUUUUGUUUGGGGAGUGCAGUAGCUCUUAAUAGCUGCAAUUUUGUUUUGCAACUUUAGCUAAAUUUUGAAAAUGCAAAUCCCCAUUAUAACCGGUGGUGGGAGUCUUAACUGUUGUAAAUGUACUAUAUUGUAAAUGAAAUAAAGGAAAGCUGUGUAAAAUUGUUAAAAAAUGUUAAUAAGGUGUACAGACUUUUUUAAUGUAAUGGUAACCUUUUGUGAAUUGGAAAAUCCAGCCCAAUUAGCCAGCAAACUGUAUAUUUGUGCUUCAUUUUAAUAAACUGUCCAACUGCUGUAGAA
Chiloscyllium plagiosum (whitespotted bambooshark) is the source of this 4262-nucleotide messenger RNA. It is a transcript of the gene sel1l, whose product is annotated as SEL1L adaptor subunit of SYVN1 ubiquitin ligase. Gene Ontology annotation, molecular function: protein binding. Lineage: Eukaryota; Metazoa; Chordata; Chondrichthyes; Orectolobiformes; Hemiscylliidae. Gene Ontology annotation, cellular component: endoplasmic reticulum membrane. The record is from RefSeq and is a predicted model, not a curated record. Gene Ontology annotation, biological process: ERAD pathway.